This is a messenger RNA of Esox lucius (northern pike), 1867 nucleotides long. RefSeq names its product CMP-N-acetylneuraminate-beta-1,4-galactoside alpha-2,3-sialyltransferase. The record is from RefSeq and is a predicted model, not a curated record. NCBI's taxonomy places the organism in Eukaryota, Metazoa, Chordata, Actinopteri, Esociformes, Esocidae. Gene Ontology annotation, molecular function: sialyltransferase activity. The transcript is spliced from 14 exons. The coding region runs from base 292 to 1428 and encodes 378 amino acids.
UAUUGUGGCCAGCUGCUUUUAGGUGAUGAAAGUACUACAGUAGGCGACUAAGUGGUUCAAAACUAAGCCCGCUAAACGUUUUGGGUAAAUAAACCACAUUGCGUGUACAUGAAUAACAAGUGUGGGACAGAAUACCCCAAAUCUACACGAAGUCAGCAUACAUUUGGGUGGUGAUCUCCAGUCGAGUUCUAGAGACAUCUCAAAGAUGCUCAAAGGACACAGCAUCCAUCUGAGCUCAAUUUGAAGUGGUCUGAAUGCUAUUAUGGAGGAGGCCAUGUACAGUAGGAAGUGAUGAGAGUCAGAAAGACCCGUCAACUGCUCCUGGUGAUCUGUCCCUUUUUGGUGCUGGGCUUUUUUUACUACACUUUUGAGAGACUGCACGGAUGGGGACAGAAACCACAAAUCGAGACUCAUCAGACCAGGCAACAUUCUUCCAGUCUUCAACUGUCCAAUUUUGUGUAUGACCAAGAGGGAUUUUUGCUGGAGCUAGAUGAUAUGUCUUUAGAGCACUACAAUAGAUAUCUCAGUAAGGAAAGCUGCAAGACAGGCUAUGCAGCUGCAAAGAUGGCCACCCUAUAUCCAGAGUUUGAUAAAUCAGCCCCCAUGUUCCUCGAUAUGAAUUAUAAAAGAUUCUCCAAGAUCAGCAACUUCUACCUACCCUUUGGAACAAAAUGGCAAGAAAGGAUCCUAGAUCUCAUUUUGAUGACCACCGAGAGUUAUGGGCUGGGAGAAAAGCUUGAAAACCUGAAUUGUAAGAAGUGUAUCAUCGUGGGAAAUGGUGGUAUUCUGACCAACAGAUCUAUGGGUGCGAGGAUUGACGAGUACGAUGUGAUUGUAAGGUUGAACAAUGCCCCAGUGAGAGGUUAUGAGAAGGAUGUGGGCAGCCGGACCACCAUGCGUAUCACCUACCCAGAAGGAGCCAUUCAAAAGGCUGAACUCUACGAGAAGGACUCCCUGUUUGUCCUCUCUGCAUUCAAACCUUCAGAUUUCCUGUGGCUGUGUUCCAUGCUCUUUAAAAUUAGAUUGUAUAACGUAGAUAUGUUCUGGAAGUCUGUGGCGCGUCAUGUUCCCAGGGAGCCCCGUGACGUAAGAAUCCUGAACCCUUACUUCAUACAGGAAGCUUCCUUCAGGUUGAUCGGCCUGCCUCACAACAACGGAAAGAUGGGGAUAGGGAACAUCCCGACACUGGGGACGGUUGCCAUAACAAUGGCCCUUCAUAACUGUGAUGAGGUAGCCGUGGCCGGGUUUGGCUAUGACAUGACAGCGCCCCACGCCCCCCUACACUACUACGACAAGAUCAUGAUGGCGGCCAUCAAUGAGUCCUGGACUCAUAACAUCUUUCAAGAGAAGGAGUUCCUGAUUAAGCUGGUAAAGGAAGGUGUUAUACAGGACUUGACCAAUGGGAUAUGCAGCUCGAGGUGCUUGUGACAUCAAAUCAACCAAUCCCAUGUCCCAGAGAUAUAGGACAAACAGGGGCAGAAUUAUUAUGUCCAUAUCUGAGUCAUUUGCUCUGACGUAUGAGAGUGACAGUAUAUUGAACCUUUGUUUAACUACACUGGAAAAAUCUAGAACACCAUAGAACAGGGUAAUUCUAACUUUUUUGCAGGGACCCCAUUUUUAUACUCCAGAAUUUCUGGUGACCACAUGAGGGGGUCAUUGACAACAUCCAAGCACCACUAUUAAAUAUUAGCCAGCAAUAACAAAUCAUACAAUUUGCCCAUUUCUCUGCCUUUCUAAGGCAGAUAAAAGGGACUCACAGUAUGGUGACCCCACGGCAAUUUCAUGUGACCCCAUUUUGAAUGCACAGAGAUACUGUGACGAGAUCCAUUGUUGUGCCAUUCAUCCACAAUCAUCACCUCAUGUUGCA